Molecule: messenger RNA, 4079 nt
Organism: Paramecium octaurelia
Lineage: Eukaryota; Ciliophora; Oligohymenophorea; Peniculida; Parameciidae
Source: the annotation of a GenBank genome assembly
AUGAGCAAAUAUAUUUAUACAUUUGGUGAUGGCAAAGCAGAAGGCAGUGCAGCUUUGAAGAAUCUUUUGGGAGGCAAAGGAUCUGGAUUGGCAGAAAUGAAUUUGAUUGGCAUUCCUGUACCACCAGGAUUCACAAUUACAACAGAUGCUUGCAACUUGUACACUAAGAACGGUGCUGAAUCCACUUUCGCUCUCAUCAAGGCCGAUGUUGAGAAAGCACUUCAUUAAGUAGAAGAAUUGACUAAGAUGGAAUUUGGCUCAGCUGAAAACCCCUUACUUGUUUCCGUCAGAUCCGGAGCCAGAGUUUCAAUGCCUGGUAUGAUGGACACAAUUCUUAAUCUUGGAUUAAAUGAUGUCUCAGUAGAGGGAUUGAGCAAGAGAACAAACAACCCAAGAUUUGCAUGGGAUUCAUACAGAAGAUUCAUUCAAAUGUUCAGUGACAUUGUUUUGGACAUGAAACCAACAACAAAGGAAGACAUCGAUCCAUUUGAAGAAAUCAUUGAAAGUGUCAAACAUGCUAAGGGAGUCAAAUAAGAUACCGAACUUGAUGUUGACGAUCUUAAGACUCUCGUUGACAAGUACAAGGUUGCUGUCAAAGCCAAAACAGGAAAAGAUUUCCCAUAAGAGCCAGAAUAAUAAUUAUGGAAAGCUAUUUAAGCUGUGUUUGAUAGUUGGAACAAUGAUAGAGCUAAAUACUACAGAAUUCUUAACAAGAUCCCUGAAGAUUGGGGAACUGCAGUCAAUGUCUAAGCUAUGGUUUUCGGUAACAUGGGAAAUACAUCAGCUACAGGAGUUGGAUUCACUAGAGAUGCAUCAACUGGAGAAAAUAUUUUCAAUGGAGAGUAUUUGAUCAAUGCCUAAGGAGAAGAUGUCGUUGCAGGUAUCAGAACACCAUAAUAAAUCACUUUGAUUGGAUCAAAGAGAUGGGCUGAAUCAUAAGGAGUUCCUGAAGAUGUCAGAAAAAAUCAAUUCCCAUCAUUGGAAGAAUCAUUACCAGAAACAUACUAAGAAUUGAAGAAUGUCUAAGAAAAAUUAGAAUAACACUUCAAAGAUAUGUAAGAUAUUGAAUUCACAAUUUAAAAUGGAAAAUUAUGGUUAUUAUAAUGCAGAAGUGGUAAAAGAACUGGUGCUGCCAUGGUUUAAAUUGCUUGUGAUUUAUUAAGAGAAGGAAAGAUUGAUGAAAAGACAGCUCUUAAGAGAAUUGAACCAAAUAAAUUAGAUGAAUUAUUACAUCCAAUUUUCACACCAGAAGCUUUGAAAACAGCUAAGUUUGUUGCUAAGGGACUACCAGCAUCUCCAGGUGCAGCUUCAGGAUAAAUUGUUUUCUUCGCUGAUGAAGCCAAGAAAUUUGCUCAAAGUAUUUUAGUAAGAAUUGAAACAUCUCCAGAAGAUUUGGAAGGUAUGAACAUUGCCAGAGGUAUUUUGACAGCCAGAGGAGGUAUGACAUCACACGCUGCUGUCGUUGCAAGAGGUAUGGGUAAAUGCUGUGUUUGUGGUGCUGGAUCUUUGAAUAUCAAUUACAAAUAAAGAACACUUGAAGUUAACGGAAAGGUUUAUGCUGAAGGUGAUUGGAUUUCAUUGAAUGGAUCAACAGGAGAUGUCUUUGAAGGAAAAUUAUAAACAUAAGAAGCAUAACUCAGUGGAGAUUUCGGUUUGAUUAUGGAUUGGGCUGAGAAAUACACUAGAAUGUAUGUUAGAACCAAUGCAGACACACCAAAGGAUGCUUAAAUUGCUAGAAAAUUCGGUGCCAAGGGUAUUGGAUUGACAAGAACUGAACAUAUGUUCUUUGAAGGAGAAAGAAUCAAAGCUAUGAGAGAAAUGAUUUUAGCAUCAGAUUUGACUGGUAGAUAAGCUGCAUUGGCUAAAUUAUUACCAUUCCAAAGAAGUGAUUUUGAAGGUAUUUUUGAGGCUAUGAAUGGAUAUGGAGUAACAAUUAGAUUGUUGGACCCACCCCUCCAUGAAUUCGUUCCACAUGAAACUGCUUAAUAAUAAGAAUUAGCCUAAGAUAUGGGAUUAACUUUAGAUUAAGUUAAAUAAAAGGUACAUGAAUUAGCAGAAUUCAACCCAAUGUUGGGACACAGAGGAUGCAGAUUAGGAAUUACAUAUCCAGAAAUCACAGAGAUGUAAACAAGAGCCAUCAUUGAAGCAGCUCUUAACAUCAAAGCCAAGGGUAUGGAUGUUAAACCAGAAAUUAUGGUUCCAUUAGUUGGUAAUGUUAAUGAAUUAGAGCACUAAUUGAAAGUUGUUAAAAAGACAGCUGAAACAGUAUUCAAAGAGAGAAAUGACACAAUUCAUUAUUUAGUCGGAACUAUGAUUGAAGUACCAAGAGCUUGCUUAGUUGCUGAUUAAAUUGGNAAGAAAAAUUAGAAUAACACUUCAAAGAUAUGUAAGAUAUUGAAUUCACAAUUCAAAAUGGAAAAUUAUGGUUAUUAUAAUGCAGAAGUGGUAAAAGAACUGGUGCUGCCAUGGUUUAAAUUGCUUGUGAUUUAUUAAGAGAAGGAAAGAUUGAUGAAAAGACAGCUCUUAAGAGAAUUGAACCAAAUAAAUUAGAUGAAUUAUUACAUCCAAUUUUCACACCAGAAGCUUUGAAAACAGCUAAGUUUGUUGCUAAGGGACUACCAGCAUCUCCAGGUGCAGCUUCAGGAUAAAUUGUUUUCUUCGCUGAUGAAGCCAAGAAAUUUGCUCAAAGUAUUUUAGUAAGAAUUGAAACAUCUCCAGAAGAUUUGGAAGGUAUGAACAUUGCCAGAGGUAUUUUGACAGCCAGAGGAGGUAUGACAUCACACGCUGCUGUCGUUGCAAGAGGUAUGGGUAAAUGCUGUGUUUGUGGUGCUGGAUCUUUGAAUAUCAAUUACAAAUAAAGAACACUUGAAGUUAACGGAAAGGUUUAUGCUGAAGGUGAUUGGAUUUCCUUGAAUGGAUCAACAGGAGAUGUCUUUGAAGGAAAAUUAUAAACAUAAGAAGCAUAACUCAGUGGAGAUUUCGGUUUGAUUAUGGAUUGGGCUGAGAAAUACACUAGAAUGUAUGUUAGAACCAAUGCAGACACACCAAAGGAUGCUUAAAUUGCUAGAAAAUUCGGUGCCAAGGGUAUUGGAUUGACAAGAACUGAACAUAUGUUCUUUGAAGGAGAAAGAAUCAAAGCUAUGAGAGAAAUGAUUUUAGCAUCAGAUUUGACUGGUAGAUAAGCUGCAUUGGCUAAAUUAUUACCAUUCCAAAGAAGUGAUUUUGAAGGUAUUUUUGAGGCUAUGAAUGGAUAUGGAGUAACAAUUAGAUUGUUGGACCCACCCCUCCAUGAAUUCGUUCCACAUGAAACUGCUUAAUAAUAAGAAUUAGCCUAAGAUAUGGGAUUAACUUUAGAUUAAGUUAAAUAAAAGGUACAUGAAUUAGCAGAAUUCAACCCAAUGUUGGGACACAGAGGAUGCAGAUUAGGAAUUACAUAUCCAGAAAUCACAGAGAUGUAAACAAGAGCCAUCAUUGAAGCAGCUCUUAACAUCAAAGCCAAGGGUAUGGAUGUUAAACCAGAAAUUAUGGUUCCAUUAGUUGGUAAUGUUAAUGAAUUAGAGCACUAAUUGAAAGUUGUUAAAAAGACAGCUGAAACAGUAUUCAAAGAGAGAAAUGACACAAUUCAUUAUUUAGUCGGAACUAUGAUUGAAGUACCAAGAGCUUGCUUAGUUGCUGAUUAAAUUGGCCAAAUUGCUGAAUUCUUUUCAUUUGGUACCAACGAUUUGACUUAAAUGACACUCGGAUUCUCAAGAGAUGAUGCUGGUAAAUUCUUACCAUAUUACAUAAACAAUGGAAUAUUGAAAGUCGAUCCAUUUUAAGUUUUGGAUAGACAAGGAGUAGGAAAGAUGGUUGAAUUGGCAGUCAAGAAUGGAAAAUCAACAAAUCCACAUUUGAAAGUUGGUAUUUGCGGUGAACACGGAGGAGAACCAUCAUCAGUUGAAUUCUUCCACAUUGUUGGAUUAGACUAUGUCAGUUGCUCACCAUUCAGAGUUCCAAUUGCAAGAGUUGCAGCAGCCAUAGCCAAUUUAACCCACCCAUGAGUAUUUCAUUAAAAAAUAUAUAAAUUUAAUUAAUUGGAG